Messenger RNA from Phytophthora sojae, 1850 nucleotides. RefSeq lists its product as hypothetical. Lineage: Eukaryota; Oomycota; Peronosporomycetes; Peronosporales; Peronosporaceae. Bases 1 to 1767 code for a protein of 588 amino acids. Gene Ontology annotation, molecular function: amino acid transmembrane transporter activity. The record is from RefSeq and is a predicted model, not a curated record. Gene Ontology annotation, biological process: amino acid transmembrane transport. Gene Ontology annotation, cellular component: vacuolar membrane. The transcript is spliced from 3 exons.
AUGCUCGCUCGCAUUGCGCUCCUUUUCCGGGCGGGCGACCUCGAAGGCCACUUCAGCGUGGGAGUCGUCGACCGCAGCCGCUCGAGGCGCAUCACCAACUGCCGCCGUAGACAAACCGAGGAGAUGAGAGCCAUCCCUGCAAACUCGAAGCAGCAGCCCACAGCGCCUGCGUCCGGGCGCGAGCGGCAGGCGUCCUUUCACAUCUGCGUGGUCUCGUCCGCACUCAACUUGCAGGCAGUCCCACCACAGCUCCGCUCCGUCGACUGCAAGUUCGCCACCAUGGUCUGCGCCAAGAAGUUCCUCACGGCGGAGGACCUCAAGGUGGCGCUCAACAUCUUCUGCUGCGUCUACGGCAUCGGCACGCUCGGUAUGCCCGGCAACUUCUCGCGCUCCGGGCCCGUGCUGGCCGUCAUCGGCAUGGCCUUCAUGGCCUUCGCCAACGUGUACGCGUCCGUGGCCAUCUGCCGCGUGAUGCUGCUGGCGCCGAAGAGCGUCAAGACCUACAGCGACCUGGGCGAGUGGUGCAUGGGCAAGUGGGGCCGCUGGCUCUCGGUCAUCUCGCAGAUGGCCUCGUGCCUGCUCGUGCCCUGCGUGUUCCUCGUGCUGGGCGGCACCCUGCUCGACGGCCUGUUCCCGGACGCCUUCAGCCCCACCUACUGGAUCUGCUUCAUGGCGCUCAUGUGCUUGCCCGUAUGCCUCAUCCCGACGCUCAAGGAAGGCGCCGGGGCCGCGUUCGCCGGCUGCGCGGGCACGCUCAUCGCCGACGUUAUCGGCGUGGCCGUCGUCAUGUACGGCAUGCGUGGCCACCCCACGCCGCCGUCGCCUGAUAUCAAGUUCUCGCAGGUCGCGGGCAUGUUCGGCAACCUGUCGCUCGCGUACAACGCCGGCAUCGUGAUCCCGGCCCUGCAGCGCCAGCACAGCGAGCCGACGCGCAUGCCGCGCGUUGUGUUCGUCACCAUGGCCUUCAUCUCGUGCCUCUUCCUGAUCCUGGCCAGCACGGCGUACUCGGCGGUGGGCUGCCAGAUCUCGGGCAACCUGCUCUACUCCAUCUACCCGGACGCGGACACGGGCCUCACCACGCUGGGCUUCAAGUCCAACUGGGGCGCCGUCGUCAUGGCCUACUUCUUCAUGCAGCUGCACAUUACGAUCGCCUUCUCCGUCAUCCUGAACCCGGCCUUCUACCUCGCCGAGCGACUGGUGCUCAAGAUGCACAAGAAGAAGGAGGACGACGUCGAGAACGCCCUCACGUACGCCGCCGCCUCGUACGCCGCCGCCAACACGCCCGGCAAGGACGCGGUCACCGACGACCGCCGCUCGUCCAAGAUGUCGUACAUCUCGAACGCCGACGCCGAGAACCCGUACUACGACGACGUGGAGGCGGAAGCUGCCGAGUACCGCGGAUCGAACGCGGUCAAGUACGUGAUCCUGCGCGUCGCCAUCAUCGUGGUGCUGGUCGUCCUGUCGGUUCUCCUCAAGGACCACUUCUCGGACAUGGUGGACUUCGUGGGCGCCUCGUGCAUCACGCUCAUCAGUAUCCUGCUGCCCAUUAUUUUCCUGCUCAAGAAGCUGUGGCACGAGCUCCCCAUGUACGAGAAGAUCCCGGCGCUGAUUGUCGUCGUCGUGUGCGGCUUCCUGGGCUGCUACGUCACGUACACGUCGGGCAAGACGCUGUUCGCGCCGACGGACUCGGACACGUCGUUCCCGUACUGCGACAGCGAGUACGAGAACGAGGUGUACUACAACUACACUGCCGUCCACGGCGCAUAAGCUAGUUAGUUCUCCCGCGCUGUAGCAACCAAAGUUUGUAAUUUUCGUGGUAACUUCUAAAUACUCGUCCGUUUGUCACCAAC